GGAUAGAAGAGAAAGCUCCACGAAACGUCAGUUGAUACUGAAAGUAAUUGGAUUUAUUUGGAUUGAUUGAUUUCUUUGCUUACAAGAAUUGAACUCUUUGAAUCUGAUACGUACGGAUGAUCUUUGACAGCUUUGAAAAGGUGAUUCAACUGAAGCACAAGAAAAUUAGAAGGGCUGUAUGGACCAUACCCCCGUCUGGGUGUUUUGGUUGAUUCAUGUGUAAUUUGAAUACGAAUAGGGAAUGAGAUAACAAUUGCAUAACAAAAUUCCACACCUGGAACCUAUUCUAUCAUGGGAUUGGUAUACAUUGGGAGUUUAAAGAAAAUGGCUUUAUCUGAGAUUCUUAUGUCUAUAUACGUUUGUUCUUCCUGACUUUAGUUGUAGAGAUUGUUCUUGUAUGUUUUAUAUUUUCUGAUGUCCUUGGAUUGAUAUAAUUUGAUAAGAUAUAAGAAUGGCUUAUGGUUUUGUUUUUCUGCAGCUUUGAAUAUCUUUUAGAAUCUAGAAGUUUUGAGCGUUCAGCGAACGUCUAAGUUGGAGAUGGAAUUGCAAGAAAAAUUAGAUAGGUUCAGGAAGCAGCAGGAGAAGUGUCAGUCAACACUUACCAGCAUUGCAGCGAAAUCAGGGUCUCUUAGGGUCACUGUGAAUCCAAAAUCUGAGCCUAUGACUACAUCCCCUUUACCAAGUGCAAGAUCUCCAGCCCCUGCUGUCAAAUUUUCAAAUGAUACUGACAGAUUUCAACACAUUAACACCAUCCGCAAAGGUCCUGUAGGAAGACAGAUGAAGCGUGUUCUUGACCUGCUGCUACAGACGAGGCAAGCCUUAACGGCUGAGCAAAUAAAUGAAGCGUGCUUUGUUGAUGUGAAUGGGAACAAAGAUGUGUUUCAGAGCUUGAGAAAUAACCCAAAAGUUCACUAUGAUGGGAAGUGCUUCUCUUACAAGGCCAUGUAUGAUGUGAAAAGCAAGAGUGAACUCCUUGCCCUGAUACGUAAGUUUACAGAAGGCAUUGAUGUUAGUGAUCUCAAGGAUUCAUACCCAAAUGUGAUGGAAAACUUGCAGGCGUUGAAAGCCGGAGGUCAGAUUUGGCUGCUUUCAAAUUUAGAUUCACAGGACAUAGCCUACCCGAAUGAUCCUAAAUUUUCUAUCAAGGUGGAAAAUGAUAUUAAGGAGCUGUUUUUCAAAGUUCACCUGCCCCAAGAUAUGCAUGAAAUUGAGAAAGAUCUUCAGAAGAAUGGAAUAAAUCCUGCUACCAACACUGCACAGAGGAGAGCUGCUGCAGUGGUCCAGGGCAUUGCCAUCACCAAGACCAAACCUAAGAAGAAAAGCAAGGACCUCAGAUAUAUUAAAAACCUCACAAAUAAACAUCUGGUCAACGAAUUGGGCUUUUUAAAAUGAUUCCUUGAAGCGUAGAGGCAAGCUGUUAUCAGACUUUCCAAAUGCAGAUUAUCAUAGUUGAGCUAUAACAGCUGCUCUGAGCUCUCAAGCAAGUUUCUGUCCUCAGUUCUUUGGAGGAGCUUUCGUCUAUUUAGUUGACAAGACACCUUUUUUUUUUUCCAUUUGAGAUUAAUUUAUGCACAUAUGUAAGUCUUUUGGGUUACAAAUUCCUUACUGAAAUUUUUUGUUUUUG
Molecule: messenger RNA, 1624 nt
Organism: Rubroshorea leprosula
Lineage: Eukaryota; Viridiplantae; Streptophyta; Magnoliopsida; Malvales; Dipterocarpaceae
Source: the annotation of a GenBank genome assembly